This is a messenger RNA of Spinacia oleracea (spinach), 977 nucleotides long. Its product is annotated as ubiquitin-conjugating enzyme E2 28. The record is from RefSeq and is a predicted model, not a curated record. NCBI's taxonomy places the organism in Eukaryota, Viridiplantae, Streptophyta, Magnoliopsida, Caryophyllales, Amaranthaceae. Bases 255 to 701 code for a protein of 148 amino acids. The transcript has 5 exons.
AAAAAAUUAAAAAAUGAAAAAGAAAAGAGGAGAGAGAAAGAGAAUCCCCCCCAAUUUAAAGUAAUUCCCUUCACUAAUCUUCCUUUUCCUUUUUCCUCCCUUCUUCCGGCGGAAAUCGAAAACCCUCCACUCCCUCCUUCCUCCCCCUUCGCAAAACCAGAAGAAUUCGAAGCGGUGUUCUGCAAUUUUGCGCGAUUCUCAGCGCGAGAAGAGAGAGAGAGAAUUUCUUCUCUUCUUCUCUGAGGUUUUGAGGGAUGGCGUCGAAAAGGAUUUUGAAGGAGCUCAAGGAUCUGCAGAAAGAUCCUCCUACUUCCUGCAGUGCCGGUCCCGUGGGUGAAGACAUGUUCCAUUGGCAAGCAACCAUUAUGGGUCCUCCUGACAGUCCUUAUGCAGGGGGUGUUUUCCUCGUCACUAUUCAUUUCCCCCCAGAUUAUCCAUUUAAGCCCCCCAAGGUAGCAUUUAGGACAAAGGUCUUUCACCCAAACAUUAACAGCAACGGAAGUAUUUGCCUAGACAUCUUGAAGGAACAAUGGAGCCCCGCCCUUACCAUUUCGAAGGUGUUGCUUUCGAUCUGCUCGCUGUUGACAGACCCAAAUCCCGAUGAUCCCCUAGUGCCAGAAAUCGCUCACAUGUACAAGACUGAUAGAGCAAAGUAUGAGAGCACCGCAAGGAGCUGGACUCAGAAGUAUGCUAUGGGCUAAAAAGACUCUUAACAUGGUCAAAUUGAAAAGGGGUUAGGAGGCAGCUUUGUCAUUCGGAUAUUACUGUCUUCUAAUUCUAAGCUUUAUGUAAUGUGGGUUUUAACUACCUUUUGAACAGUGUGCUCUGCAAUCUGCAUCCUAAGCUGGACAAAAGUAUUGUCUAGCAUUUCAUUAUGUUCAAAAAAGAAACAUUUAUAUGUUGUCCUUUAGAAAUGUUUGUAUGGACAAAACUUAAUCUUCAAGCUGUGAAAUAUUACUGAUUUGGUGCCCGAUUCA